UUGAGACACUGCGCUGCAAUCAAAGGCUGCAGAAGCUCAUUGGUGCUGGAGGAGGAAGCAUGCGGUAGCCUUUGUAGGAUCGACUCUUUCCUGAAAGACACCAGAAGUUUUGAACAACUCAAAGGAGUUUCUUCAGUGCAUCUGACUCUUUGGUGUCUCCUACUGAAGGAUCUAGCUCGGUUUCACACUCCGCCUGAGGAUCUGCGGUUCCUCAAGAUCUAGAUCCUUCUUCAACAUCCUAGAAGCUUUCACACUUCAUUGGAGAACACUGAAGAAUCUCCUUUAAAAAGCCCAAAGAGAGAAAUCGGAUACAAUCCACAUGCCUACCACCAUGACAAACACCACCGCUGACCAAAAGGCCUCCUGCCCUCUAAUGGUCAAACCUCUGCGCCGUCGCCUGGUCAGCAAAGACGGCAGAAGCCAGACAAGAGGAAACACAAGAGGAGGCUCCAGAGAGACGUGUUUCAGUGCCCUGCGGGACCUGUGGGGCACAUGGCUGGCACUACGGUGGCGGUGGGUGGUUUUAGCUUUUUGUGGCUCAUUCCUGCUUCACUGGCUGCUGUUUGCUGUAUUAUGGUACCUGCUGGCUCGGGUCAACGGAGACCUGGAUGUCCUGGAUCAUGAUUCUCCUCCCCCUGGUCAUGUGCUGUGUGUUAAACAUGUGAAUGGGUUCACAGCCGCCUUCUCCUUCGCCCUGGAGACGCAGCUCACCAUCGGGUAUGGCACCAUGUACCCAAACGCAGACUGUCCCACCGCCAUCGCACUGCUUGCCCUGCAGAUGCUGCUGGGACUCAUGCUGGAGGCCUUCAUCACUGGUGCAUUUGUAGCCAAGUUCUCUCGGCCUCAGAAGCGAUGCGGCGGGAUCCUCUUCAGCCCUCAGGCUGUGGUUUGUGAGCAGAAAGGUCAGCGUUGUCUAAUGUUUCGAGUGUGUAACCUCCAGCCACAGCCUCUAGUGGACGUAUCCGUGAGUGCCGUCCUCUACGAAGAGCGAGACGAUCACGAACUCCACCAAACUGCUCUGGAGUUCAGCAUCGACAACCUGGGCUCCAGAUCUUGCCCUCUUUUCCUCUCCCCUCUGACCUUCUUUCACCCUCUAAAUCCAUCCACUCCUUUCAUCAACAACCCAAGCAGCCAAACACACUUUGAGCUUGUAGUGUUUCUCACUGCGACUCAGGAAAGCACAGGGUCUGGUUACCACAAGAGGACAUCUUACCUGCCUGACGAGAUCCAAUAUGGCUACUGCUUCUCCAAGGUGACGUCUGUACACCAGAACAAAACCCCAAACAUGCGCUAUUUCGACACGGUGCCCUGUCCACUCACACUGGCCAACACACACACCACUGAUACACCGGAUAAAGAGCAUGUGGUGGUUCAGCUGAAUGGAGAAGGCAGCGACCGUGUGGAGUAGAAGAAGUGCUUUAUUUUAAUGCAAGGGUGUAUGAAUUCUCCAUUCAUAAAAAAGGGCAUUUCAUUUCACAACACGACCUCCAGUGAAUGACUUAUUUAUCCCAGAAGACAAGCUCAGCUAGCUAUCAUCUGACAUGUUCGUUUGCCCUGUUAGGUACACUUCAAAAUGCUGCUAUGAAUGCAUUGAUUCAUGCGUUCAUCUUGUAGUACUGCUGAACACGCACCAUGACAGAUGUUUAAGAUUGUCUUCAUCUGCGAGAAGUGGAAUGUACAAUGUUUUAUUAUACGAAUCUUCACCCUGAUUCCACUGACAACUCAAGACCCCAGACUAAGCAUCAUGUUUGAGCCCUUACUUACUGCAUUAACUAAAUUAUUGAAGCGCUUUAUGGAGAGAUUUCCUCUUCAUCCAUAAAGUCAUUUUUAUCUAAAUGAAUUAAUGUUACUGAAAAUGUGAUUAGUUACUUUAAAAAGUGAGUAAACUCAUUGUAACGUGGAAGUACAUUGACGUAACUUAAUUUUUAUAAUUAUCCACAGUUCAUUUACUUAAUUUUAAGGCAACAAUCUUCUUUUUCUUAAGUAAGUCAAGGAGCUUACUCACUUUUUUAAAGUAAUCAACUAAUCACUUUUUACAGUGUAGAAAAGAGACAUAAACUUAAAAAACUUUAAAUGUGGUUGUCACUCCUGAGACUUUACAGUGUGUAUGUGGACAAAGAGCAUUACAAUAAUGAUGUAUUUUUGUUUGCUUCACCCUUGAUCAGAUUUUGGAUUAUUGAAGAAAAUAAGCUUGAUGAACCACAAAAACUGCAUCACCAACUUUAAAUUGUUAAAGUACUCAACAUUUAGGGUCAUUGUUUACUCACCCUCGUGUUUUCUCAAACUAAGAAAACGGCUCAUCCUUUGAGAAAUAAUACAGCACUAGUUCACCCAAACAUGACCACUCCAUUAUUAAUUACUCUCCAUUGUUUUCUUUCAAUCCUCUGAGGCCUUCGAUCGUCUUUGAAACACAAAUUAAGAUAUUUAAUAUGAAAUAUUAUCCACUAAUCCAGGGGUGUCAAACUCAGUUCCUGGACAGUUUAGUUCCCAACACACUUACCUGUAGGUUUCAAACAAGCCUGAAGGCCCGAUCAGGUGUGUUUAACUAUGGUUGGAACUAAACUGCAGAGCUGCAACCUUCCAGGAACUGAGUUUGACACCUGUGCUCUAAUCUGUAUGAUUACACUGAAGACAGCACACACCACUGAAGACAGCAGGGCUUUGUUGGAAAAGUAUCCUCUAUACCAGGUGUGGGCAAACUCGGUCCUGGAGGGCCGGUGUCCUGCAUAGUUUAGCUUCAACUCUAAUCAAACACACCUGAACACGCUAAUCAGAGUCUCCAAGAUCACUAAUUAUCAAUAAGCAGGUGUGUUUGAUCAGAGUUGGAGCUAAACUGUGCAGGACACAGGCCCUCCAGGGCCGUGUUUGCCCACCCCUGCUCUAUACAGUAUGAAUGUCAGUAGUGUGAAUGGAAUUCGGAUGUACUGCAUCUGCCAUUUUGCCAUCAUCCCAUGAUCUACACUUCGCUCCCAUUUAUAAAUUAUCUCGCGGUGCAUCAAGGGAUAGCACAGCGGCCAUCCUGUGUGCACUUCAGAAUCUCGCAUACUGUUUUACGAAUUCAAUGAAUUCGGACAUACUACUCUGCUUGCAUACUGUUUUUAGCAUACUAUAUAGUAUGGAAGCAUGCCAUUUUGGAUUUAUUUUUUGGUUCUUUUUUUCUGGACUUUGGAUAUCUCAGGAACAUUGCUGUCUAUGCAGGACGUGGGUCACAAACUCAAUCCCUGGAGGGCUGCAGCUCUGCACAGUUUUGCUCCAACCCUAAUCACAGCUGAUCCAACUAAUCAAGGUGAUCAAGACUACUAGACACUAUUAAGCAGGUGUGAGUUGGAGGUGGUUGAAGCUAAAAUCUGCAGAGCUGUGGCCCUCCAGGAAUUGAGAUUAAGAACACUGAUGAAAGAUGAAAGAGCUUUCUGAUUUCAUCUAAUAUAUCGUAAUUUACAAUCAUCCAAAGAUGAACGAAAGUCUCAGGUGAUUGAAACAAAAUGAGGGAGAGUAAUUAAUAACAGAAUAGUUAGUUUUGUGUGAACUAAACCUUUAAAGUACUGUAUAUUCAAUCAAAUCUGAGAGAUGUCUGUAACUUUAAGAGACCCUGUUGCUUCAAAACAUUCACGAAAAUGCUAAACAACAAAGAUUUACAGUAGUCAACAUUUGAAGUAGAUAAAAAUAUAUAUCUAAAUUGUCUUACAAUGAGAAUGUGUGCUGUUCAAUAGUUUUAGACAAUUUUCAUUAACCUUUUUGAUCCGCUUUUAAUGUUGACUACUGUAUAUGAAUUAAGCAGUUUAAUUCAAGCUUUCUGAAUAGACAUAACCACUUCAUUAAGAUUUUAAGCUUAUAAACAUAGCUUUUGAAUAGAGUAAACGAUGACCAGAUUUGUCUUUAAGCCUGUAAAUGUCCAACAACUUUUCAGUCUUGGUCACGCUUUAUUUUGAUGGUCCGUUUGUUGAAUAUAAGUUACAUUACAUCUACAUAUCAACUAAUUCUCAUCAGAUUAUAAGUAGACUGUUAGGUUAGGGUUGGGGUUAGAGUUUGUGUAAGUUGACAUGUACUUGCAAAGUUUCUUAUAGUCAGUUAAAUGUCUGCUGAAGGAGCAGUAUUAACAGACUGUCUACUAAUACUCAAAUGGACCAACAAAAUAAAGUGAUACCUCAGUCGUUAUUUAGAAACAUUUCCCUGAAUCUUUAAGUUAAAUAAUUUGUGAAAGUCUGACUAUAAAUAAAAUUAGACUGAAAAAAGAGGGAAAAUAAUCACAUUGAACACAAAAGAAGAUAUUUUGAAAAAUGUUGAAAACCGGUAACCAUUGACUUCCAUAGUAUUUGUUUUUCCUACAAUGGAAGUCAGUUGGUAACCAACAUUGUCCAAAAUAUCUCCAUUUGUGUUGAUAUAAAGGUUUGGAACAGCUUGAGGUUGAGUUAAUAUAUUUUUGUCUUUGUUUUGGUUUAACUUUAUUUUUAGGCGUUCAUUAAAUAUAUGGUUAUGUCCAAAAAUUGUGAAAAUUAUUUAUUUGCCCACCCUUAACUUUACAAAUCGGUUUGAGUUUCUUUCUGCUGUUGAACACAAAAAGAAGAUAUUUUGAAAAAUGUUGAAAACCGGUAACCAUUGACUUCCAUAGUAUUUGUUUUUCCUACAAUGGAAGUCAGUUGGUAACCAACAUUGUCCAAAAUAUCUUCAUUUGUGUUGAUAUAAAGGUUUGGAACAGCUUGAAGUUGAGUUAAUAGUGACUAAAUAUUAAUCUUGUGGUGAACUAUCCCUUUAACCACCCUAUUAAGUGCCUACUACUUCAUUCCCCGAAAGCUUUGACUUUCACUGAAAUCUUGGGUGGAGAUAUGAAACAGCUGAACAGUGAUGUAAAUAAUAAAGUAUAUAGAUAAUUAAAUAGAUUACUUACUAGAAAAUAUUUUGGAAGAAAAUCUCAGUAUUAUCAGUGCAAUGCAAUCUAUGCAAUAAAACAAAAGACAAAUAUUAGCACACUCACUUUGGUGGCACAACACUGUAUGAUUUUUACUGUAGCUGAUUAUAUUGCACAUGUACUGUCUGUCAAUCAGGAAAGGCUGAUUGCUUUCACUUUAUUAUUAUGGUAUGUAUAAAGAAUGAUUGUUCAUCUCUGGACUCUAAACAGGCCUCUAAUCAUGAUUUUUAUCGAGCUGCGUUGAGUGGCGACUGAUCUGUAAAAGAAAUGCCUUUAUUUUGAUAGGUGGAGCACGAAACUGGAUUAAAAUAUCUGUGGAAA
Molecule: messenger RNA, 5227 nt
Organism: Danio aesculapii
Lineage: Eukaryota; Metazoa; Chordata; Actinopteri; Cypriniformes; Danionidae
Gene: kcnj13
Product: potassium inwardly rectifying channel subfamily J member 13
Exons: 5
Coding region: 320-1408 (362 amino acids)
Biological process (GO): potassium ion import across plasma membrane; regulation of monoatomic ion transmembrane transport
Cellular component (GO): plasma membrane
Molecular function (GO): inward rectifier potassium channel activity
Source: RefSeq, a predicted model, not a curated record